GUUACUGACAAUAAGCACCUUCAUCCCCCCAAAGGCGGAGAGAGGGAGAGGAGGAGGAGGAGGAGAGACAGGGGGAGAGGAGAGCUGAUGCCUGACGAGUCACUCGGCGGAGGCAGAGCGGGCGGUACCACAACUUCCCAGCGGCGCGGAGCGGCGCGGAGCAGCGCGGCGCGGAUCGGAGCUCGCCGGCCGGAUCGCUCCCAUGUCAGCGCGGCGGCGGGGGACUGCGCUCCGCUAGCGACCAGCCGCCGGCCAACCCCCUCCUCGCCCAGCGAUGUAUUCACUGCUCUCAGCCUGCACUUGCCUAUGUUUACAUUUCCUGCUGCUGUGCUUUCAGGUACAGAUGUUUGCUGCUGAGGAGAACGUGGAUUUUCGGAUACACGUGGAGAACCAGACGCGAGCGAGGGACGAUGUGAGCAGGAAGCAGCUUCGGCUCUAUCAGCUCUACAGCAGGACAAGCGGGAAGCACAUCCAAGUGCUCGGCAGGAGGAUCAGUGCCAAAGGAGAAGAUGGAGAUAAAUAUGCCCAGCUUCUAGUGGAAACAGACACUUUUGGCAGCCAAGUCCGGAUCAAAGGGAAGGAGACCGAUUUCUACCUUUGCAUGAACAGGAAAGGCAAGCUAGUGGGGAAGCCUGAUGGCACCAGUAAGGAGUGUGUCUUCAUUGAAAAAGUCCUGGAAAACAACUACACGGCACUGAUGUCUGCAAAAUAUUCAGGCUGGUAUGUUGGAUUCACCAAAAAAGGGAGGCCACGGAAAGGGCCCAAGACCCGGGAAAAUCAGCAAGAUGUACAUUUUAUGAAGAGAUACCCAAAGGGGCAAAUGGAGAUACAGAAACCUUUCAAGUACACAACAGUCACCAAGAGGACUAAGAGAAUACGACCCACCAACCCCAGCUAAAACCAGACAAAAACAGUGUCACAAUAAGGAAUCACAAAAAGAAAAAAAAAAAAAAAAAACU
Messenger RNA from Corvus hawaiiensis (hawaiian crow), 959 nucleotides. RefSeq names its product fibroblast growth factor 18 (gene FGF18). The record is from RefSeq and is a predicted model, not a curated record. Gene Ontology annotation, molecular function: type 1 fibroblast growth factor receptor binding; type 2 fibroblast growth factor receptor binding; growth factor activity. Gene Ontology annotation, cellular component: cytoplasm. Lineage: Eukaryota; Metazoa; Chordata; Aves; Passeriformes; Corvidae. Gene Ontology annotation, biological process: positive regulation of cell population proliferation; regulation of cell migration; fibroblast growth factor receptor signaling pathway. The coding region runs from base 275 to 898 and encodes 207 amino acids. The transcript has 5 exons.